Messenger RNA from Capsella rubella, 456 nucleotides. RefSeq names its product SKP1-like protein 1A. The record is from RefSeq and is a predicted model, not a curated record. Gene Ontology annotation, cellular component: nucleus; cytoplasm. Bases 1 to 456 code for a protein of 151 amino acids. Gene Ontology annotation, biological process: SCF-dependent proteasomal ubiquitin-dependent protein catabolic process. Gene Ontology annotation, molecular function: cullin family protein binding. NCBI's taxonomy places the organism in Eukaryota, Viridiplantae, Streptophyta, Magnoliopsida, Brassicales, Brassicaceae. The transcript has a single exon.
AUGUCGCAAAAGAGGAUUACGUUGACGAGCACCGAAGGCGUAACUUUUGAGGUCAGAGAAGCGGUCGCACUUCAGUCACAGAAGAUAGCAGAUCUUGUUAAAGACGAUCGCUCCGACAACGUAGUCGUCCCGCUUCCAAACGUGAAGAGCAUGACCCUCGCCUUGGUGAUAGAGUAUUGCUCAAAACAUGUCGAUGGUGCUUCCGACGAAGAAGAACUCAAGGAGUGGGACACUGAGUUCAUGAAGUUCAAUGAUCAGACCAAACUCUACGAUCUUCUCAUGGCUGCGUAUGACCUAAACAUCAAAAGCCUGUGUCAGCUCACUUGCAAAACAGUCGCUGACAUGAUCCCAUAUAAAUCUGAAGAUGAGUUACGUUCAUUCUUCAAGGUCAAUGAUGAUUUGACACCAGAGGAGAAAGAACAAAUUCGUAGGGAGAAUUCAUGGGCUUUUGAAUGA